ACCUGGAAAAUGUCAGAAUUAGCCAAUGAAUAAAGCAAAGAAGAAUUUUCUAACUACUACUCCCUGGGAUAAAAUUAACGUUUAUUUUAUUGUAUACACAUUUAUUUAACUAUCUUUGAGUCUAAGUUGAAGCUUCGGCAGUCGGACGUUGAAUUAAAAGCUGUGUUGUCCAGAGUCUGUGAAAGAUAAACCACGUAUUGUAUGGUAGCUGGUUAGCCAGCUAGCUGGAAGGCUAAUCCAAGCUACUGAAACUUUUCAACCCCAGCAGAAGGAAAUGGACUCAGACGUUUUGACGGACAUCCCCAGAGGUGACCCGUUACCCCUGGCAUCGCUGCGCCUCCUGGUGCCCCCUCUGCAGCUCAUGGCAGCCUCUAUGUGGCAGGUGUUGAGGAAACAAGAUGUUACGAGCUACUGGAAGCUGUCAGACUUUGUGUCGCUGGUGGUGGACAUGGUCCCAGAGCUCCUGAUGGACAAAUAUAGGACUCAACUGAAUUUGGGGUUAAGAGCUAGGUAUAUUAUUGAGUUAUGUCGUAAUGAGCAUUCCAGUGAGAUGAUUCUGUCUUACCUGGAGAAGAUGACGUCACCACAUCCCACACUGAUAAGCGAACCAGAUGACGAGUCGGUGAAAAUGAAUUUUCUUGAGUUGAUUCAAAUUCUUCUCAAAGAUCCGGAAGAAAGGAAACACUUUUUCAUGGACGUCUUUCCUGCAGAGUAUGGCCCUCAGUAUGACAGUGACUUGCAGACACUGUUUGCAGAGUUUCUCUGCCGACUGUUUCAGCUGGUUCCGGUCCCUGACCUGGAGCAGACUGUGUCCUGGCUUGGAGCGGAGUGCUCUCUGUUGGAAGACUGUCUGCAGACCGUCUCUGAACCCACAGACCUGAAGAAUCUACUGCAGCACCACAAGAACCUUGGGCAUUUAGACCAACAUGUUCCACCUGCUAGUAUGGGCGACAACAUCUCUUCCUCACUUUCUGCCCUUCCCCCGAGGAGACUGGCGGAAACCAGCGAACAACCCGACCAGUCGGACCCACUUCGAGACCUCCACGUCGAAACACAACUUGCACCAGAAAUAGCGGAAGUAGUUACAGUUUCUGAUUACUCUGAGGUUGAAAUAGGUGCGAGCUCCAACGUCGAAGGGGUGACAGAAGAAAACUGCUUUGAAGGAAGAGAAGACACACUAGGGGAACGUUCUGUGGUUGUGUAUUUGGAGAAGACAAGCGAAGAAGAGCCAAAAACAGAAGCGACCGAACUUCCAUCCUCCUCUCAACACAAAGCUGCCGCAGGACCACAUGACUGCCCCCGCUGUGAGAAGAAAUUUAAGUUUGCCUCCUCGCUGCUGGCUCACAGCGUCAUCCACACUGGAGAACGACCCCAUCGCUGCACUGACUGCGGCCGCUGCUUCUCCUUUAGGCAGUCCCUCGACAGACACAGACGCACACACAGAAAGGGACGCGCGUAUGACUGCGUGGACACGGCCUGCGUGCCGCACUCGUGCCAUCUCUGCAACGUGGAAUUUAGCUGUAAGCUGGCCCUCGCAAGUCACUUAAAGACUCACUCUGACGAUGGCAACUCGGACAAACUCAAAGAACGCUUAGAGGGUGGGCCAGAUACUGAUAAGGCUGUGGGUGUCAAUGAAGCGAAUGCUGAACACACAGAUCCAGACUGUCCGGUGGAAACAGGCGAUCGCCCAUUCUCUGAAUCCAUACGAGACAACGGCGUCAAACCACAGAAUGUCCGCACGAGUGGACGCAAACGUCGACCCACAAUGAAGAUCCAGGCGAUAAAUUUACAGAAGCACAUGGCCACUAAUCAAAGGAACAAGUGCAGCAGGGUGAAUCCCUCAGCACUGAGACCUUUACCUAUCAUCAGUUCGGAGCACUCCUAUGGAUCGCCUGUGGUCUCGAAGCAAGGUGGUGAAAGUUCUCCAGCAGAUGCCUCAGUAGUUGCUUUCUCCUGUCCUCAAUGCUCCUUCCAGGACUCUGAGGAAGGGCAGGUCCUACAGCACAUCAAGAAGGUGCACCCCACUGAUGCCGCAGAUCAACACAGACACUUAAGCUGUGCAGAUUGUGGGAAGGUCUUCAGGUUCCACUCCUUACUUAAAGCCCACCAGCGCGUGCACACAGGCGAGCAGCCAUUUUCAUGCUCCCAGUGUGGACGGCAGUUCUCCUUCAAACAGUCACUGGAGCGGCAUAAGCAGACACAUUCGUCUGGAAACAAGUUGUCAUGUUUGAUCUGCGGGGAGCUCUUCAAGUCAGCAACGGAACAAGCUAGGCACAACAACGGCCACGUAGAGGAUGGGGACUACCAGUGUUCAGAGUGCGGUCAGACGUUCACCUGGAAGGCUGCAUUUGUGAAGCACCUCAAGACCCACGGAGUGGAUGCUGGCGAAGUGGAAGACUCGUUUAAGUGCUCUCACUGCAACCUGGGCUUUAACUGUGAAAGACACCUGAACAAGCACAUCCUCACCCACAAAGAGGAAAAACCUCACAGCUGCAACUGUGGGAAGAGUUUUCCUUACCGGGCGGCUCUCACCGCUCACCAACGGACGCAUCGAGAGCGGCCGCACACAUGCACGCAGUGUGGGAAGGGCUUCCUCUAUAAGGGCGGCUUGAUGAGCCACAUGAAGAUCCACUCUGAAGAAAUGCCCUUCAUGUGCUCGUUCUGCGGCAAGAGCUUCAAGAGGGAGCGCAACAUGAAGAAGCACGAGCGCUGCCACACCAGGGAAAACGUCUUCAGCUGCACGCAGUGCGACAAGAGCUUUGUGUACAAGGCCACCUUGAUCAGACAUGAGCUGACGCAUUCGGGCGAGAGGCCGUACCUUUGCUCCGACUGCGGCAAGGGUUUCUUCUCGCAUGCAGAGCUCUUAAAGCACGAGCGCUUCCACACGGGCCACAAGCCAUUCCAGUGUCCUCACUGUGGCAAGAAAUUCACCCAGUCCUGCUACCUGACCAUCCAUCUGCGCUACCACACCGGGGCCCGGCCAUACUCCUGCUCUCAAUGCGACAAGAGCUUUCUGAGUGCCAACCGGCUAAAGAGACACCAGCGGACGCACUCUGGAGAAAAACCGUAUCUGUGUUUAGAGUGUGGAAAGGGUUUCAGGCAGUCUUAUCAUCUUAAAACGCAUCUGAGGACACAUCUGUCAUAAAUACACCUACAGACUUAUUAGUAUCACUGUUAAAUGGGUGUGAAAGGUGUUAAAUAUAUAUAUAUCAAUUGCAGUAGAAUAACACCACUCAUGAAAAAUUUCAGAGUUUGUUCAGAGAAAUUUUAAGUUACCAAUGCCACAUAUUUGUACCUCAAGGCAGGGCAACAACCCUUUUUGUGAGUAGGGAGGUCGUUAGUCAUUCCUUUAACAUUUUACAAGGUUUAGAUAUAUUUUUUUUUGCAGUUUCUCUAAAGCCUAGGUUCUCACUGUGGUCUUCUAAUCUGGUUUACAACAGAGCAAAUUGUCUGUGUUGCAGAGCUAAUAAAACCUAAAAACAUGAGUUGUUCUGGCACAAAUGCUUUCAACAGAAUCUGCUUUAAGUGAAAGUGUAGUUGAGAAUGUUUGAUGAAAUCCAAGUUUUAAUUUCACCGUACAAAAUCAAUCCUUGUACAAGGGGCGUUGGGUCAUUUAGCUACCUCAAAAUAGAAAUCUCAAAAGAGUGUAAAAGCCCCACCCAACAUUGCUCCCAUUACAGAUUGAAUAAGUUGGUGCAAAAUCUUUUGACUUUUCCAUCAGGGCAUCAGGCUUUGGGGGAACCGUCUGCUUUGUCUGUCAGGUCUUGAAACCUUUGUAUUAGUUGAGGUGGUACUCUGGAAAAGUUUGAGAACCAAUGUUCUAGGUGAUCUGCAGCAUCCUAUGUUCCUUUCUCUGUUAUCACCUUGGAAGAAGGUUUGCAUUUAGGAUUGAGAUGUGUGAUGUCUCUUAAUGGAAGAGACAUCAAAAUCGUCAGAUUUUAUUAAAUCUGACGAUAUUUUCGGAGUUCACGGCAUGACGGGUCCUCCACCUUGCUUCCCAACACUUUUAACUCAGAAGAUACCUUAAUGUUUGUCACAAAAGUAUUGUGUAAGGAGUUUCACGUAGCAAACUCCUUACAUUUGCAAGUGCCAAGUAGUUUCAAAAGAACCAAUUGGAACUUGAUUAAUAGGGCCUGGUAGGAAUUCCUCCCCAAAGAUGUUUUUUUUAACAUUUAUUUUAAAGCUAUUCCCACAUUGUUUCCAAUUGUCCUGUGACCAUGGUGUGAAUCUUAUGCAAGUCUAUAUGGUCAGCCAUUUCUUACAAGCAAGUCCUUCGCUACUAGGGGUGCACCGAUUUAUCAGCCAGGAGAUUUAUUGGUGCCGAUUUCCUUAAUUUCGGGAGAUCGGUGAAGCCAAACUUAUCCCCUCAUCUUAUCUACCUCAACAAAGGUCUAAAGAUCAACCACUGUCCUCUUUCUCCUGUGAAAAAGGUUUUACUGACAGUCCAGCCACCAGGAUUUAACAAGUCACCCCCCCCACUGUUGUAAACUCAGCAACUUACUAUAUUUAGUGACAUUUAAGAUGAAAAUAAUUGGUAACGGCAGGUCUGACUUUAAGAUCGGCGAUUGGCUGGAAUACUGCAAUCGCUGCACCCCUAUUUAUUAACAAUAAAACCCAUCGAGCUAAGAAAAGUGCAACUCAAAAUCUGGAAAUAAAGAGUUUUUAUUUGAGUGUAAGAGUGUAAGCAAGUUUCACAUAAAAAAAUAUAACAAGGUACAAGAAGGGAGCUUAAACCACGACAGGUUUCCUUUUACAGCAGUGGAUCAAUUUCAGUCGGUAACAGAAACAUCAUGAAAAUUAGCUUAAAUGUGUGCUUAGUGUUGCAUGUGUGCAGACCUUGGCUGUAUAUCACGGAUUUUUAUGAAAGUAGUUUGGGUAAUCGGACACGAUCGAUGUUGUGGAACAUUUAAAGAAAACUACUAAGCUACAGGGCAACUCUACUAACAGUGAGACUGGGCACCACUCUAGCUGAUGCAGUUGAGACAAGUCGGAACAAAAAAAAAAAAAAGA
Molecule: messenger RNA, 5010 nt
Organism: Xiphophorus hellerii (green swordtail)
Lineage: Eukaryota; Metazoa; Chordata; Actinopteri; Cyprinodontiformes; Poeciliidae
Product: zinc finger protein 420-like
Exons: 9
Coding region: 275-3145 (956 amino acids)
Biological process (GO): regulation of transcription by RNA polymerase II
Cellular component (GO): nucleus
Molecular function (GO): RNA polymerase II transcription regulatory region sequence-specific DNA binding; DNA-binding transcription factor activity, RNA polymerase II-specific
Source: RefSeq, a predicted model, not a curated record